AUGGCUGCCCUUCGCACGACCUCGCGCCUGUUCGCUUCCUCGAAGCCGCUGUUCCGCCCAGGCGCCUUUUCUCGCUCCUAUGCGACUGUUGACGCCCUUUCCCAGGUGAGCGCAAGCGGCCACGCGAGCAGCAAGACCAUUCCCGAAUCUAAGACUUCGAAUGUGCAGGACCCUAGCCCC
Aspergillus niger is the source of this 180-nucleotide messenger RNA. RefSeq lists its product as uncharacterized. Lineage: Eukaryota; Fungi; Ascomycota; Eurotiomycetes; Eurotiales; Aspergillaceae. The transcript has a single exon. The annotation marks the transcript as partial. The record is from RefSeq and is a predicted model, not a curated record.